AUGGCCGGGCCAGGGUUUCGGGGCCACCCCACAGGACCCCUCCUGCUGCUGCUGCCGCUGCUGCUGCCGCCCCAGGCUCUGACGGAAGGACCCCUGGUCUUCGUGGCUGUGGUCUUCCGCCAUGGCGACCGGGCCCCGCUGGCCUCUUAUCCCACCGACCCGCACAAGGAGGUUGCAUCCACCCUGUGGCCGCGUGGCCUGGGCCAGCUGACCGGGGAGGGGGUCCGCCAGCAGCUGGAGCUGGGCCGCUUCCUGAGGAGCCGCUAUGAGGCCUUUCUGAGCCCCGAAUAUCAGCGGGAGGAGGUGUACAUUCGCAGCACAGACUUUGACCGGACGCUGGAGAGCGCGCAGGCCAACCUCGCGGGGCUGUUCCCUGAGGCCGCCCCAGGGCGCUCGGAGGCCACCUGGAAGCCCAUCCCUGUGCACACGGUGCCGGUUGCUGAGGACAAGCUGCUAAGGUUCCCCAUGCGCAGCUGUCCCCGAUACCAUGAACUACUGAGGGAGGCCACUGAGGCCACCGAGUACCAGACCGCCCUAGAGGGCUGGACGGACUUCUUGACCCGCCUGGAGAACUUCACCGGGCUAUCGCUGGUUGGGGAGCCGCUACGCAGGGCGUGGAAGGUUCUGGACACUCUGAUUUGCCAGCAAGCCCACGGUCUUCCCCUUCCAUCCUGGGCCUCCCCAGAUGUCCUGCAGACGCUAGCCCGGAUCUCAGCUUUGGAUAUUGGGGCCCAUGUGGGCCCACCCCGGGCAGCAGAGAAGGCCCAGCUGACUGGGGGAGUCCUGCUGGAUGCCAUCCUUGCCAACUUCUCACGAGUCCAGCGCUUGGGGCUGCCACUCAAGAUGGUGAUGUAUUCAGCUCACGACAGCACUCUGCUGGCCCUCCAGGGGGCCCUGGGUCUCUAUGAUGGGCACACACCCCCUUAUGCUGCCUGCCUCGGCUUUGAGUUCCGGAAGCGCCUCGGGGACCCGGAGGACAACGCAGGGAAUGUCACCGUCUCCCUUUUCUACCGAAACGACUCUGCUGGCCUGCCCUUGACCCUCAGCCUCCCCGGGUGCCCAGCCCCCUGCCCACUAGGCCGUUUCCACCAGCUGACAGCCCCUGCCCGGCCCCCGGCCAAGGGGAUCCCCUGCCAUGGCUCCCAGAAGCCUGCCACUCCUGCAGCCACCACAGUGCCCCUGCUGGCUGGGGCUGUGGCCGUGCUGGCAGCACUCAGCGUGGGGCUGGGUCUGCUGGCCUGGAGACCAGGCUGCCUGCGGGCCUGGGGGGGCCCCGUGUGAGCCAGAUCGGGCACCACCCCUUCCCCACAACACACACUGGAUCCCAACACAUC
This is a messenger RNA of Vicugna pacos (alpaca), 1334 nucleotides long. RefSeq names its product acid phosphatase 4 (gene ACP4). Gene Ontology annotation, biological process: regulation of neuronal synaptic plasticity; peptidyl-tyrosine dephosphorylation involved in inactivation of protein kinase activity; negative regulation of ERBB4 signaling pathway. Gene Ontology annotation, cellular component: lysosome; postsynaptic membrane. NCBI's taxonomy places the organism in Eukaryota, Metazoa, Chordata, Mammalia, Artiodactyla, Camelidae. Gene Ontology annotation, molecular function: acid phosphatase activity; receptor tyrosine kinase binding; protein tyrosine phosphatase activity. The record is from RefSeq and is a predicted model, not a curated record.